This is a messenger RNA of Clupea harengus (Atlantic herring), 6762 nucleotides long. Its product is annotated as lymphocyte antigen 75. NCBI's taxonomy places the organism in Eukaryota, Metazoa, Chordata, Actinopteri, Clupeiformes, Clupeidae. The record is from RefSeq and is a predicted model, not a curated record. Gene Ontology annotation, molecular function: carbohydrate binding.
GCUCAUACUUGUGUUUGAGUCGCACCUGCAGGAUACACUGGGCCCCUCUCACAUACACCUGAGCUUCAAACUCACAGAAUGAACUAACCUGGCCUGCCCUUGGAUGCACAACAGCCAGCCAGAUUCAGACUUAUUUUCAGUCUUGUAAUCCAACAGGAGAACUAAUCAAGCCUACAGUGGAAGAGAAUGAGAGGUGUUUUCCUGCUACUUGCCACCUCCUGUGCUUUUAUCAGUACAGCCUGGUGUCAGUGUCAGACAGGAUGGAGGCCCUACGAUAACCGCUGCUACUUCUUCUCCCCGUCCACACUGGGCUGGAACGAGGCGCGCACGGACUGCGAGUCCAAAGGUGGCGAUCUGAUGAGCAUCCAGAGCCUUCAUGAGAGGAAUUGGGUUCGCACUCAGGUUGGCGGACAGAUCUACUGGAUUGGUCUGAAUGACAUUGCAGAGGAGGGGGUGUGGGAGUGGACUGAUGGUUCUGUGUUUAACCCCAUCCUGGCGUACUGGAGGUCCGGUCAGCCUGAUAACUGGCAGGGCAAUGAGCACUGUGGACAGGUGGACUCCAAUGGCCGGUGGAACGACGAGCCCUGUGCAGUCCGUCGCCGUUAUAUCUGCAAGCAUCAAAAUCCUAAUCCUCCAGUUGAGUGUGAUGAGGCUAAUGGCUGGGAGCAGUACCAGUCUAGCUGCUACAAGCUGCGCUCCAACCUGAGGAAGAACUGGGUGGCAGCACGCACUGACUGCCUGCGUGAAGGCGGGGACCUUGUGUCAAUCACCUCCGCGGAAGAGGAGCAGUAUGUCACUAGCCGCCUGGAUCCCUCACGCUUUGACCUCUGGAUUGGCUACUCCACACUGGCCUGCACCACCCUCUCUUGUCAAGUACAACCCAACAGCACUCAGUUCAGCUGGUCAGACUCCACCGCCUCGUCCUUCGCCAACUGGGGAGAAAAUCAACCAGACCAAAGUGAUAAGGCAAGUGGGCUGUGCUCAGCUAUCAUAAAGGACAAUGGAGAGGAGUUUGGGAAAUGGAAGACCCACGUGUGCCGUUACGAGCGGCCCUACAUGUGCAAGCGCGGAUUGAACACCAUUUGCCCUCCCGGCUGGAUCAGCUUCAGCGGGAACUGCUACUGGAUUGUCAGCAACACCAACCUGCUGACCAGCUGGCACGAGUCCCUCUCCAUGUGCAUGGAUAUGGGGGCCAGCCUGGUCACCAUUAAGAGUGAGGGUGAGCAGUUCUUCGUUAAUGCCCAGCUCCCUGAUUUUCACCAAGUGGAAGUGCCUGAUAUCUGGAUUGGCCUCUCGGAUAAGGACCAGGAUGGUAAUUUCCAGUGGGUGGAUAAGACACAUGUGGAGUUCUCAAACUGGAGGGAGAAUUUCCCCCAGAACACAGCAAACAUGUGGGACUGUGGGCAGAUCUACACAGGAAACUACAACGGCAACUGGGAGACCACCAACUGCAAUAAGAGACUCGGCUACAUCUGUAAAAUGUCCGGUGGCCAAAACGUUAAACCCACAUCGGCACCAGAUUCCCACUGUGAUCAGGGCUAUUUGCUAUAUGGGGACUUCUGCUACCACUUUGAAGCAGAAGAGGUGAAGCCUUGGGAUGACGCAGAGCAGUACUGUGUCCAGCAGGGUGGUCACCUGGCCAGCGUCCACACUCCAGAGCAAGUGGGCUUCAUCACAGCAUACAUGCCAAGUGCUUCGUGGGUUGGCCUGAACGACAAACAGAAUGAGGGCACUUUUGUCUGGACUGAUGGCACUAAUGCGGAUUUUCUUCAAUGGGAACCCAAUCAACCUGACAACUGGCAGGGCAAUGAAGAUUGUGUCCACAUUCGGGGAAUGGAACACCACAAUCCUGGCACACUCAAUGAUCAGCCCUGCAGCUCCACAUAUCCUUUCAUCUGCCAGAAAGCCAAAGGCCAGGGCCCCCCACCUGUGCCCCCAACCUCAGGUCCAGGUUGGAAUGCGAAGUGCGGCUCCUGGGUGUCCGAUCCCUUCAACGACUACUGCUACCUCUUCAACUACCUGUCCAUGAGGACCUGGGCGGACGCGAGGGCCGACUGCGUCAACCAAGGGGGCGACCUUUUGAGCAUCACCGAGCCCUUUGAGCAGGGCUUCAUACAAGGUCAAGUGCAGCUGAUCCCCACGGGGGUGUCUUUGUGGAUGGGGGGCCAUGACUCUACGACUGAAGGGGGCUGGGAGUGGACGGAUGGCUCCCCCUACCGCUACAUCAACUGGAACGCAGGCAAUCCUGAUGAUUACUAUGGAGAAGACUGCCUUUCCAUACUCAUCAGUAGUGGCUACUGGAAUGAUGAUAACUGUGACCAGAACAGGGGUUACAUUUGCAAACGAAGAGGAAACACUCCAGAGCCUCCUCCACCUCAUGAUGGCUUCUUCACAGCCAUCGCCUGCCAGGGCUCCUCCAUUGCUCUCCACUGCCCGCAGAACAGCGUCAUCAACAUCCAGUCAGCUUUCUUCGGGCGCAAGAGCGACAAGAUCUGCCCUUACGAUGAAGGAGCCACAGGAUCUUGCACUGUGGAAGGCUUUCUGCCCUUGACCAGGAAAUGGUGUGACAACAGAGGCUACUGUUUUCUGUAUGCACACACAGAGACAGACCCCUGCCCAACAAUCUCCAAAUACCUAGAGGUGGUGUACAGUUGUGAACAGAAUGUGUGUGUGCGAGGGCUUGGUGUGGAGGAUGGGAAUGUGACAAACUCCAUGCUGUCGGCCUCCUCCUUCAUCAGUGGCAAGAGCCCUGCCCAGGCUCGACUCAACGGCGCCUCCUGCUGGAUGCCCUCUACUUCCCAAAGUUCCUGGAUCCAGGUGGACAUUGGAACUUCCAAGAAGGUCACAGGGGUGGUGAUCCAAGGAUGCCCUACAACAGAACACUGGGUCACCAAAUUCAGACUCCAGACCAGUACAGAUGGUUCACAGUGGACUGACUACACACAGGAUGGAGGGGAGUAUGUAGGCAGUGUGGACAACACCACUCCUGAGACGCAGCUCCUGGGGACGCCUGUCUCCGUGCGCUACAUCCGCAUCCUGCCACUCACAUGGAACGGACAAGUGGGACUACGGUUUGACAUCCUGGGCUGCGCCCCUGACUAUGCCAUAACCUGUGGCUCAAAAAUCAGCUUUGACCAUUCGACUGAUAGAAGGACUCUCCACUGCCCAGCUGGAUGUGCUUCGGAGCCAUACAGUGUUUACGGAACAAUGACGUAUCGUGGUGACUCUACGAUCUGUGCAGCUGCCAUUCAUGCCGGAGUGAUUCUGAAUGAGAAUGGAGGAGACUGCACUCUCCUCAAAGCAGCGGGCCAGUCCUUCUACAGUGGCUCCGCCAGAAACGGCAUUACCUCCAAACAAUUUGAUGGAAACUAUGGCGUGUCGUACGAGUUUGCAGAUGGAGAACUGCGCUGCUCUGGGCUCGACUGGUUUGAGUUUGGGGAGUUCUGCUACAAGCCAUUCGGUGACAAGAGGACAUGGCAGGACGCCCGAGACGAAUGCAGGAAGUUGGGGGCCGACCUGGUGUCCAUCGACUCCAUGACGGAGCAGAGUUGGCUGGAGAGCUACCUCUACAUGGCCACCAAUGAUGUGUGGAUUGGCCUUAAUGACCUGACCUUCCCUGGUUUGUACACCUGGUCAUCCCACUUCCAGGUCACCUUCACCUACUGGGCACCUGGCGAGCCCAACAAUCACCUGGGCUUCAAUGAGGACUGUGUAGAAAUGUUGUUCCAGACGGGAAGAUGGAAUGACAUCGCCUGCACUGAACUCAACACCUACAUUUGUAAGGCACCCAAAGCACACUACCCCCUACCCUCAGUCAAGCCCACGGUCUACGGGUGUCCACAGGGCUGGGAUGCAUACUCCUACGGCUGCUACUGGUUUGAGGAGGCGCCAAAGACGCGGGAUGAGGCCAAAGCCUUUUGUGAGGAGAAAGACAGCACACUGCUUCACAUCAUGGACGUCUAUGAACAAGCCCACUUCACAUCGCACCUGGGGAGAUACUCUGGGCUGUGGUGGAUGGGCCUGAGGGGACAAGGAGGUUCUGUAGGGGUCGAUUACUUCUGGGACAACGGACUACCGCUCUCAUACACCAACUGGGACAGGGACCAGCCAGAUAAUGAGGCAGGGUUCUGUGUUACCAUGACGACGGCGCCACUCGCUGGGUUCUGGAAUAACAAGCCUUGUACGGAGUUACACCCCUUCAUCUGUGAGAAGGAAAGGGAUGGCCUGUCUCCCCCAACACGAGCCCCCACUCCCCCACCUGUCCAGGGCUGUACGGAUGGCUGGACCGGUCAACCCCACUUCAGGAGCUGCUACAGGCUCUUCAGCAUGGACUACUCCAAGAAGAAGAGCUGGCAGGCGGCUCGAGAGGACUGCGUGUCGCGGGGGGCCGACCUGAUGAGCGUUCACACUGCUGAGGAGGAGAUCUUCCUGUCUUCCUACAGCAAGGGCAAGACCAAGUGGAUCGGCCUGAAGCACAACCCUGUGGAAGGAGGUUACCAGUGGAGUGAUGGUUCGCCCGUGACUCACACUAACUGGGCUCCUGGGGAGCCCAAUAACCACGAGGGGCGUGAGGAGUGUGUGGAGAUGGUGACCACCGCCAACGGCACCUCCUGGUGGAACGACCUGAACUGCGACGCUCACCAGGACUGGAUCUGCAUGAUUGCCAAGGGCCAGACGCCCAUCCUCCCCCCUGUGCCCCCUCCACCUGUCCCAGCCCCUGACUGUGGCUCAAACCCUGGAUGGAGGAAGAACAAGGGGAUUUGUUACCUCCACAAUGACACAGACAUCGUGGACUUCCACACAGCAUUCAUGCGCUGCUAUGCUGAGAAAGCCCGCCUGGUCUCUAUCCUAAAUGAGGACGAGCAGUCUUAUGUCGUCACCAUGGUGGGCACAGGACAGGUGGAUGCUGCUUGGAUUGGCAUGCGAAUGUUUGGCGUGGUCGGAGGACAGUAUCUCUGGGUGGAUAACUCACCUGUGACAUAUGUUCACUGGGCCCCAGGUGAGCCCAACGAUGCUAACGGGGAGGAACAGUGUGUGCAGAUGAACAGAUACCCAGGCUCGUGGAAUGAUGUGAACUGUGGCCGAGCCUCAGCUGGCUACGUCUGUAAGAAGCUACCUGGCGAGGUCCACACUCCUGCCCCACCUACCCCUGCCUGGACAGGAAACUGCCCAGAAGGGUGGAUGCUCUUUGGAAGCAAGUGCUACCUGUUCAAGGGAAACCAUUACGACCAGAAGGAGAUCAAAGCCGACUGGACGACGGCUAAAAAGUGGUGCAGGGAUAAUGGGGGAGACCUGGCUGUCAUCGACACGCAUUCUGAAAAUGAGUUUGUGUCUAGUUACCUGCGGGACCUGGUGCUGCCUGUGUGGAUCGGCCUGUCAGACACCCUCCACGAGGGCAAGUUUGCCUGGAGCGAUGGCGUGAGCUCGGUGCGCUACACCAACUGGGCUGACAAGGAGCCCAACAACUACGAUGGCAAGGAGCACUGUGCUGCCAUGAUGCACAACCACCUUCAGACGGGCCGCUGGAACGAUGACGCCUGCUCUCAGGAGAGGGGCUGGGUGUGCUACAAGAAGAAAUCGGAUAGCCUCCCUCCCUCCCCCAACAACCCGUGUCGAGAUGGCUACAUCUCCUGGUAUAAGAACUGCUACAGGCUGGUGUCAGAGCCCAAGACCUGGGCGGUCGCACAAGAAGCUUGCCAGCAGGAAGGAGGCAACCUGGCCAGCGUUGACAUGAGCUACGAGCAGGCCUUCAUCUCUGGAGCUGUGAUUCUGGGCAGGUCGGAUGUCUGGAUCGGGCUCAGGAAACAAGAGGGCAGUGACUCCUACUCAUGGUCUGACGGCUGGCCUGUAUUCUACACCCACUGGGGUCCCGGAGAGCCCACCAAUCACAAAGGAGAAGGCUGCGUGAGCAUGUACGCCGCUGGACGCUUCAUACAUGGCACCUGGAAUGACACGGCCUGUGACACUGCCAAGCCCUACAUCUGCAAGAUCUCCUCAGAGAGGCCUCCCCCGACCCCUGCACCUGGAGAUGGGAAGUGUCGCCCAGGCUGGAGGGCGUACGGACGCUUCUGUUAUUUCGUGUACGAUAGUCAGAAGGGCCUCUCCUGGGCAGAGGCGCAGCACUACUGCCAGCUAGGCUCAGCCCAACUGGCCUCCUUCCACAGCCGGGCCGAGGUGGAGUUCAUUCGGCAGAUGAACUACACAAAGUACCACCACCUCUGGAUCGGCCUCACCAGGGACAGCGCCUUUGGCUGGGGCUGGACUGACCUGACUGGUCUGGGCUUCGUGAACUGGGCACCAGGUGAGCCCAACGAGGUCAUCCACGACGGAGAGCUGAGCAAGGAGGACUGUGUGGAGAUGUACCACGACGGCCGCUGGAAUGACAACAACUGUUUGCAGAAGCGAGGCUUCGUCUGUCGGCAUCGCCAAUACUACUUCACUGAUGAUAACGGAGGGAUCAUCGUACCCACAGAUGCUCCCAUUGGAAGCGGCGAUGCUGGACUGAUUGCCGGGGCGGUUAUUGGUGCCAUCGUAUGCGCUGCACUGAUUGGAGGACUGCUGUACUACGUCAUCAGUGUGCGAGGAGUUAAACUGAAUUCUAUCAGCUUCCCCAGUCGAAGCACUAAAAGCAGCGUUGAAGUGCCCAACUUCAACAAUCCCAACUUUGGAGGGGAAUCAGAGACAUGAGAAGAUUCCAUAAAGUCGGCCAUCUUUGGAGGGGAGUCAGAGACAUGAGAAGGUUCCAUGAAGUCGGCCGGGUCA